Colletotrichum abscissum is the source of this 1569-nucleotide messenger RNA. Its product is annotated as HMG box protein. The record is from RefSeq and is a predicted model, not a curated record. Bases 1 to 1569 code for a protein of 522 amino acids. Gene Ontology annotation, cellular component: nucleus. Lineage: Eukaryota; Fungi; Ascomycota; Sordariomycetes; Glomerellales; Glomerellaceae. Gene Ontology annotation, molecular function: protein binding. The transcript is spliced from 7 exons. Gene Ontology annotation, biological process: regulation of gene expression.
AUGGCGCAAGGACUGGAUGGAAUCUUUGCAGAGCUAGGCAUCUCGCAGUACCUAGACAUCUUUCUCGAGCAAGGAUUCGAUACGUGGGAGACGAUUUUGGACAUUACUGAGUCUGACCUCGACGCACUUGGAGUCAAGUUAGGACACCGACGUAAAUUGCAGAGACGCAUCGCCAACUCUCGUGGCCUUGCCCCGGAUGCAUCACUAGUUUCGCCCACAAGAGCAAGCGCAGAAGAGCCAAAGCCCGAGACACAACGACCUGAUCAACCCCGCCUCGAGGUCAAGGAGGGACCCGUUGCCACGAAACGAAAGUAUAGGCGUCACCCCAAGCCUGAUGAAAAUGCCCCUGAGAGACCUCCUUCGGCCUAUGUCCUUUUUUCAAACAAGAUGCGUGAUGACCUCAAAGGUCGGAACUUGACAUUUACCGAGAUAGCCAAGCUUGUGGGAGAGCACUGGCAAAACUUAACUCCCGGCGAGAAGGAGCCAUACGAAACUUCCGCAUUGAAAGCCAAGGAGAAAUACAACCACGACUUGGCUGAGUAUAAGAAGACGACAGAGUAUAGGAAAUACAACCUGUACUUACAAGAUUUCAAGGCACGGCAAGCCUCCGCAAAUCAAGCAAAAGAGUCGUCGAAACGUCAGAAGCUUGAUUCGGGGGUUCGUCUGCAAAACGGAGGAAGCGCAAGUGCCACACCUGGGAGUCUCAGUAGCACGGGGAGUGGUACAGAGUCUCACCAGGGAAGCGAACCUCCUCCUAAUCGCAAACAGCGUGUGGGUUCUGUGGUGUCGGUAUCUGAAUCGCAAUACUCGACGGCCGUGCCGACCCCAAUUUCCCAUCAUCAUCAUCCCCCCAAUGAUGAUUCGGUACACUCUCCUGCCAGUGUACAAUUCGAUCGUGAGAGCUUGCACUCCACAAGUCCCCGUACCUCGCAGACUCGGAACCACCGCCCAACAUGGACGGAAGCCCCAGCAAAAACGGAGCCAGUCACACUUCCGCAUCUUCCUUCCCUCUCGGAUGUGUUCAACAAUGGACGAGGACUGAACGGGGUUUCAAGGUCUCCUGAGGCAAAUGGCUUUGGGGGCUUCGCGCCUCCGACACACCCUGGUCCCUCCGCACCGCCAUCAUUGAAGCACGAAUAUUCUUCCGCGGGAAGCAUUUCAUCCUCUGGAUCUGGACUGUCGUAUCCCCGAACACCUAGUGAAUCUUCGCUACCGAUUCACGCCUUAUUAUCGAACAAGACCUUGCCGGGACCUACUUUCGAGUUGCAACCAUCCCCGUUCUCGACGGUGCCGCCUUCCGGACCACAACCGCUCCAGGAUUCAAAGUUGCCCUAUGCAGGGCAGCCUCAAGCUCCGAUGGGAGCGACGAAUGGUUACCAAUCACCACCUGCCUUAUUGAGAUUCCAGUCCACCUCGUCAACGGGGACUGAUGGAUCGAACGUGUCGCAAGCAUCAUCGGGUGCUUCUUCUGCAACGUCGCUCGGGGUUCAAGAGAGGAGCGAUCCGAAGCUCGACGGCAUGAGCGCGUUGGUGCGGGCGGGCGAGAUCGUGAACCGUCGUGUUCAAUAA